UUGCCUACAAAGAAAUAUAUAUAUAUAUAUAUAUAUAUAUAGAGAGAGAGAGAGAGAGAGAGAGAGAGAGAGAGAGAGAGAGAGAAGAUGGAGCAGGAAAAGAAGGAGAAGGAGAAGAAGAAGGUGAUGGUGGCAAUUGAUGACAGUGAGUCUAGUCACUACUCGCUUACUUGGGCGCUUGAAAACCUGGCCGACACCAUACGCAAUUCUGAGCUUGUUGUGUUCACUGUGCAGCCCACCAACAGUGAUUUUGCUUACACUUAUGCUUCCAGUUUCGGUGCUGCCCCUCCUCAGUUGAUAGAAUCUAUCCUAGCAAACCACAAGAAGUUCGCAUUGGCUUUAUUAGACAAAGCUAAAGACAUCUGCGCCAACCAUGGGAUUGUUGCAGAGGCAGUGACAGAGUUUGGGGAUCCUAAAGAGGGUAUAUGUGAAGCAGUGGAGAAACACAACAUCAAGUUACUUGUAUUGGGCAGCCACGGCCGGGGAGCUGUAAAAAGGGCUUUGCUGGGAAGCGUAAGCAACUACUGUGUUCACAAUGCUAAGUGUCCUGUUCUUGUUGUGAGGAAACAGGAAUGAAAACUCUUCUGCUAUAUGCUCGAUGCUCGAUGCUCGAUCCAGGUCCGGGGAAUGUUUAUUUCUACAAGUGAUUUUUAUUAAAUCAACUUUAACUUGCAUAUCCUGGAAGGAAAAGAGAAGAAGUUCUUUUCAUUUCAUAUGUUGCUUGGUGUGAUUGAAAUAAAAGUCCUGUCGAAACAUAAAAGCUAUGAUUGAAUAAAGCAAAAAUUAGUUAAUUCUGCUUCAGUUUUAA
Messenger RNA from Prunus dulcis (almond), 808 nucleotides. RefSeq names its product universal stress protein YxiE-like. NCBI's taxonomy places the organism in Eukaryota, Viridiplantae, Streptophyta, Magnoliopsida, Rosales, Rosaceae. The transcript is spliced from 4 exons. The coding region runs from base 88 to 576 and encodes 162 amino acids. The record is from RefSeq and is a predicted model, not a curated record.